Molecule: messenger RNA, 634 nt
Organism: Exaiptasia diaphana
Lineage: Eukaryota; Metazoa; Cnidaria; Anthozoa; Actiniaria; Aiptasiidae
Source: RefSeq, a predicted model, not a curated record
ACAUGAGAAAUCAAAGCGCAAAAGACGAUAAACUGUUCGAGGACAAUGAUAAUGAAUUCCAAAUGGAAUAAACCUUAACAUGUAGAGAAGAAAGGAAAGAACAUGGAAUAAAUAAAUAAAUCAAGAAAUAGAACCUGAGAAUUCUAAAUUCACACGGUUUAGUUACAUCAGUACUACCAUAAACUUACUACAUUAAGAAGGCAGCUGAUAUCACCAUUUUAUGUGACUUUCACAAUAAAUGAUCCUAGCUUUUUGUUAACAAUUAUUUAUCUAGAUCUCGUAAGACCCAUUUCGAUCCUGCGAUAUACGAUGGAGGAGUAAUCCUCUCAAAUGACAUUUCGAUGCCAAAAAUUUGGGAUCCCACCAGCCUGCUAUCACUAUAGCCUUCUCCGUAUGCGUCUCUAUUCCUUUCCUCUUUCCCCUCUUCUCUUGGGCUUCCUGUCUUCCUCAAUAUGAGUCAUAUGACCGAGGAAGACUGUAGUCGUCAGGAUACCAGAGGGAAAUGAAGUGUUGCUUGCGAAGAAGGCUAUGGGAUCACUAAUUGUCCGUGCACCUAAUCAUUGUAAUAAUUGUGUGUUUAUAGUCGUUAAUUAAAAAUUGAUUACAUGUUCAUAAAUAUAAACAAACGCUCUGA